Molecule: messenger RNA, 687 nt
Organism: Trichoderma virens Gv29-8
Lineage: Eukaryota; Fungi; Ascomycota; Sordariomycetes; Hypocreales; Hypocreaceae
Exons: 1
Coding region: 1-687 (228 amino acids)
Source: RefSeq, a predicted model, not a curated record
AUGUCCACUUUUCAUCCCUUUCCGCGUCUUCCGUCAGAGCUUCGCGCUUACAUCUGGAGCCUAGCAGCGCAUCCUCGGCUCGUUCAUGUGCGCGUGGUGAAGGAGCCCUUUGAAGUUGUGCAUGUUGUUACACCUACGCCAUCCCCAACGGUUAUGCAAGUCUGCCACGAGUCUCGACGACAUGGACCAUAUCGCCGGGCCUUCAUAAUCGGUUCCAAGCCACGCUACAUCUGGGUCAAUUUUGAGAUAGACAUGAUUUGCCUGCGAAAUUUAAAUGCAUUGAUGGCUUUUGAGCCGCAUAAAUUGGACAUACAGAGGCUCAUGAUUUUUGCCAGGGACGGCUGCUCGCGAUUCGACGGAUACUACGACUGGGAGGUCGAUGAACUUCGAAAUUUUCCCGCCCUGAAGGAAACUCAUAUUGCAAUUGAUUAUGGAUGCUUGGGGUGGUCAGCACUCUUUGAAGAGCGCUACUGGGGAGCAUGUCCUAGGGGAAACAUUAGGUUCAUCGACACCAUAAGCGGAAUAAUGCUGAAUGGCUAUCAGCUUUCAGCGGCGGCUGAUUGGGGUAUAUUUCAUUCUUGGGAUGGUGGAGGAAAAAUAGAAGAUGUAAACAAUCUUGAAGAGGAUAUCAGGAUUGCGGAUGAUUAUACGCAUAUGAGUCUAUCUGAUAUCAGGGCCGUAGAAUAA